Asparagus officinalis (garden asparagus) is the source of this 656-nucleotide messenger RNA. RefSeq lists its product as uncharacterized. Bases 38 to 568 code for a protein of 176 amino acids. Gene Ontology annotation, biological process: xylem development. The transcript is spliced from 3 exons. The record is from RefSeq and is a predicted model, not a curated record. NCBI's taxonomy places the organism in Eukaryota, Viridiplantae, Streptophyta, Magnoliopsida, Asparagales, Asparagaceae.
AACUCUCUUGAGCUUCUUCUUGCUAUCAAUUCUCUUGAUGGAGGCUUCUACAAGAACCUCCAUGAACAACAACGGAGAGUCAUCGGCCGCCACCGAGGAGGAGAGUGGAUGGACUACGUAUUUCGAGGACUUCUUUGCAUCAGAGAAGGAGAAGUUUGAAGGAGAUAGUUGCACUAUUUCAGAUGGGUAUAUCGGUGGCUCUCCUUCUAUGAUAUCUGAUGCCGCUUCUUGUGCUCCAUGGAAGUUUCCGGCGAUGGCGGCAGCCGAGGGCAGAAAGAAGCUGGGCUUCAAGAAGAGGAAGGCCCGGGGGGUUCUGGAUGAUGACCCUUUGGAAGACACUGCUAGUUCUCCUGUAAAUAGCCCAAAGGUUAGUGAAAUGAAUCACUUGAUGAGUUUGAAUCAAAGGAAGAAAGAUGAGAGAGGUCACAUCUCACGAGCGAAGGAUAUUGUUGGCUUUGAGACCUGCACGGAGAUAAGGAAGGAGGAGGUUGAUAGAUUGGCUGUAGACCUCAAGAAAAGAGGUCUUUGCUUGGUUCCUUUGUCAAUGUUGGUUGAUUAUCUUGGAUAAAAUAUUAUAUCCAGGAAAAGAUCAAUCAUUUUAAUUGAGUAUAUAUAUAGAAAAUGUAAUAAUUAAUAUAUAAAAAAUCUCUCUCCUC